This is a messenger RNA of Chaetomium strumarium, 1018 nucleotides long. RefSeq names its product glycoside hydrolase family 61 protein. The transcript has 2 exons. NCBI's taxonomy places the organism in Eukaryota, Fungi, Ascomycota, Sordariomycetes, Sordariales, Chaetomiaceae. The record is from RefSeq and is a predicted model, not a curated record. Bases 204 to 944 code for a protein of 246 amino acids.
GCUCGGGAGUGAGUGAUUCGGUGCCUUCUCGGGCGAACAGCCGGAUCCAAGGGUCUGUUGCCGGGCGCCGUGCUUGCUCCUGCCCAUCCCCCCAAACCUUGGGCGUAUAAGUACUGGGCAAAGUGUCGAUGGUCGGCCACCUGGGUCACGCAUGACAGCUCAGUGGUGCCCUCCAACCUUGACCUCGACGACGACAAGCCGCCAUGAAGUUCUCCCUGGUAUCCCUCCUGGGCUAUGCCCUCUCGGUCGAGGGGCACGCCAUCUUCCAGAAAGUCUCCGUCAACGGAGCGGAUCAAGGCUCACUUACCGGCCUCCGCGCGCCGAACAACAACAACCCGGUGCAGGACGUCAGCAGCCAGAACAUGAUCUGCGGCCAGUCCGGGUCCAAGUCGAACACCGUCAUCAACGUCAAGGCCGGUGACCGGAUCGGCACAUGGUGGCAGCACGUCAUUGGGGGUGCGCAGUUCGCCGGCGACCCGGACAACCCGAUCGCCAAGUCGCACAAGGGCCCCGUGAUGGCCUACCUUGCCAAGGUAGACAACGCCGCAACGGCGAGCCAGACCGGCCUCAAGUGGUUUAAGAUCUGGCAAGACGGGUUCGAUACCGGCAGCAGGAAAUGGGGUGUCGACAACUUGAUCAGCAACAAUGGCUGGGUGUACUUCAACCUGCCGCAAUGCAUCGCUCCGGGCCACUAUCUCCUGCGCGUCGAGGUUCUGGCUCUCCAUUCCGCUAGCAACCGGGGCCAGGCGCAGUUUUACCAGUCUUGCGCCCAGAUCAACGUCUCUGGUUCCGGAUCGUUCACGCCCUCGCAGACCGUCAGCUUCCCGGGCGCGUACAGCGCCAGCGACCCCAGCAUCCUCAUCAGCAUUUACGGCGCGGCGGGCCAGCCUGACAAUGGUGGCAAGCCUUACAAUCCUCCCGGCCCGGCCCCGAUCAGCUGCUGAGCUCUCGAAGGUCUUGAGAGCAUCCGGGCGCCUGUUUGGUUAUUCGGCGGGAAUGAAGUUGGGGACUCAGGGGC